AUGUCAAAUGCCGAGCGGAAGCGGCCACUCCCACGUGCCUUUGCUGAGUUGAGUGCCCACUUUUUGCCAGCCCGAGGCGACAUCCUCACGAGCGCAACUAUCACAGUGGAAUUUGCUCCCGUGAACGCGUCGGGCUGCACAGAUGGCGGAAUUGCAAAAGAUGGUGACACGGGCAUCUACGGCGCCGCCCUACUAGUGACAUUGUCUCAUCUACACGAAAUUAGAGAAGUUCGUGUGUGGCUUGAAAGGAAGGGAGGAGUCAUUGGCGACAGUGUGGUGGGGGAGUGGCGUCAGCUUCAGCUGAAUGCUUCAACGCUGUAUGAAGCAAAACGACGUGCGGUGCGCUAUGCCGAUUCAAGGAUGCAAUCAUCAUCUUCGUCAAAGCCACCCACCAUGGAGCUUACAAGUCUAGUCGCCACCGAACAAAAAAUAACCUGCCUGAUGGUGGAAGAAGAAAACGGGGAUGAUGAAGGUGAUGGGGUUCUUGAACUUGUGUUUGGGUCUAGCGACGACGAGAAUAACAAUAGCCGUUGUAGUGAUGAUAAUAAUGACGAUGCCGGUAGUGGUGAAGUUAAGGAACAUCGUAAAAGUAUCGCAGAAGCGGAGACUACAUGCGUUGUGCCGGAAGAAGAAGGCUGCGACAGCAACAACGACGAAGACGACAGCAUAGGCACACAUUUUAUUCUUAAACUAUGGCCCUGUGCUGCCGAUGGAACAAGUGCAACCGAUGAAGUCGGAUGGUUCAUGUCGCGCUGUUGCAUUGAGGUUGGCCUGCUGCCUCCAUCACGGCUGGCAAGCCUUGCCUAUCCUCGUCUGACAGUAUCCUCACUUGUGAAAAAAACGCACCCGGAGCAUCAGGCAGAGUAUGAGUUUGACAACGAAAGUUAUCUGUUGUUGGUGGGGCAGCGUUUUUACGAUUACUUCCUUUGUCCCCGCGUGGCGUACGCGGAGGGUGAACCAGGUGCCGCAAGAUUUACAGCCGUGGACGUCUUUGUCACGGUGGUGCGUCCCUUCCAAGAUGCGCUAGCCACUUCCUGGGAAAUAUUGUACAUGCGUUCCUUUCCAUGUCUUCCAGAAGAUUUGAUAUGUGCAUUUGUGAAGCCACAAAAGAGGAAUGACACUGGUCUUAUCACUGAGGAAAAACAUGCAGGGGUUCGCUGGUGCGUGCGACAUCACCCUGCAUAUACAUUUUUGUCGUGUAGCGAUGAAGAUGAUGUGUGCGGUGGAAAGUGUAUUUAUUUUUUUCACUGUGAUCACGUCUUGUGUAAUUGCCUUAUUCCGUUGCUACGUCAGGCUGAAGCUGCCUGGGAGGAAACAGGUUCGAGUGCAGCAGUAUGCGUAGGUGCCAAACUCCGCUGCAGUGCAUCCACCUGGGUGGUGACUGGCUGCAGUAACACGCUAUUGAGCCUUCGACGUGGUACGUUGUGUACACGGGGGGCGGUGGUGCUGGUGGCAGAUUUGUUGCGAACCAUACGACAACCCAUCACCUCGCUGACGUCACCAUUUCAGGUGAAUGCUCUGCGGGCAAAAACAUCGGUGCUGAGUUCUGCCUUGGAAGUGUUGUGGCGAAUUUUUGCUGGGAACGGCGUUGUACCCGAGUUUUCGGUCAACUCAUCAAGCCCCGCUCUCACUCGUGGAUGGGCCCUCUGUCUGCUCUGCGACGAGUGUGGUUGGACGGAGUUGCUGUCUCAGGAACGCCGGAUCGUCUCAGUUACGAGCUCUACACAGUCUCACGGAAGCUCAUGGUGGUUACCUCAGCGCUAUGCUCAAGAGACGUAUGAAUCACUUAUUUUCUUGUCUUCCGCCUUUGUGAUAGCUUCCCUUCGCCACAAAUGUCACUAUCCAUGGCAGCUUCUUGAGAAGAGAAACAGCGAUGCGUUUCCAAUGGAGAUACCGAACGAUUUGAAUACUACAGUUUCUAGUGGGAUGCAUCUUUCUCUGGUGCAGAAACUUUUGCUACAACAGCAGCAAAGUGGAGUAGGGAGUGGAUAUGCUGCUUUUCUGCCUUCUGUAUUCCAUGCCUUACUUUACUAUGAGGAGGAUCAAAAGCAUGAUGCGUGUCGAGAUGUGAAGCUUCGCUUGAAGUGUGCAAAUAAAAACUUUACACAUUGCCUGCAGACAGGCGGCAUUCGAUUUUCGAACCUCAUGUGGAGCAUUGACGUUCCCUUCACUGUAGUGUACUUUGCUAUAUAUGUGCCAACGGGGUCUCAGGUGGCACAAGCUGAAGCGCGCAUUGAGAAACGACUUCAAUGCCGUGUCGCACACGUGCUCCACUGCAGCUGGAGAGUCUCUGGUCUGACGUGGGCAAAAGGAUUGGAUCAACACACAUCCUUCUCCCUCUUGGAGGUGGAAGCAGAUGGCGACGGCAAGGAUGCUCUGACAAAGAAGGCAAAAUCCAAAGAAGAAGAAAUAAAAGAGAAUACCGAGUUAUUUUCCAUGGAAAUCCCUCUUUUGGUGCUCAACCCCAAAGUUGUUCCUGCCGCACUCUCUAUUUGUGUCAAACACGACUGGUUUUGGUCAAAAUUCUCCUCGUUUCUUGAGGCAUUGGCACUUCGGGUCUUGCUGCAGCACAUUAUAGAAGAUGCUGUGGGUGAGGGGGUGAACCAUGUCGAGGAGGCGGAUCUUGUGUUUACGCCGCUGAUGAACCAACUACUGGAGGACAUUUUAGAGAAUCGUUGCCAUCUAUCGUUUAAAGCUGAUGAAACGUCACCGGCGGCCCUUUUUGUAAGGGCAUUGCAGAGUGUGGAUGUUGACGCUACGGCAGUUUACGUUCGGAUUUAUCCCAGUUUGCGCAGACGAUUUGUGCAGCUUGUAUCAAGGUUUAAGUUGACUGCUCCAGUUGUUGUGAGCUCCGCAGGGAAGCGGGAACGGGAUGACGAUGAAGGAUCCCUACUGCGUGAGGGUGUGGACAAUGUGAGGGCGAGAAUGUUGGCGUAUCUUCGGAGAGUUGAGGCGUAUGCCGCAUCGUUGCCGCGCACAAAGCCAAGAUGGCAACAGCGACAGGAACCCCAAGACGGAAACGAACAACAACAAGCGCCGCAGCGACCGCGACUGUUAUUGAGUCUGAGAAGGCGACCAUUCCUCCACCAGGGGCAGGGGCAGGAGCAGGAGCAGGAAGUGGUGAAGCAGGCGAAGAAGACAAAGAUGGUGUCGGUUUAUAAUCCUGGUGAUGUUGCAAGUAUGAUUGGACGUGUUCUUACUAAAGGUACUGAAGCCGGCGUGGUGGAUAACGCUCUCCUUGCAGCACGCUCAGCAGCGUUGUCGCUGGUGAUGCCUUUGUGGUUGCUGUUACACAACCGGCCUGGUAUGUCUGAGGCGCAGAAGGUGGCAUUAUUUGACGGAGCGGAAUACAUUUACGAAUCCCUUCGAGGCUACCCCAUUUCCACUGACUUGGACGCCGUCAUGUCGAAAGGGUACGAGUCUCUUGUACACAAGGCGGAGUCGCCAAUGGGUCAGAAGAAGGGUCAGGACACUUCCUAA
This is a messenger RNA of Trypanosoma rangeli, 3480 nucleotides long. RefSeq lists its product as uncharacterized. The transcript has a single exon. The record is from RefSeq and is a predicted model, not a curated record. The coding region runs from base 1 to 3480 and encodes 1159 amino acids. NCBI's taxonomy places the organism in Eukaryota, Euglenozoa, Kinetoplastea, Trypanosomatida, Trypanosomatidae.